Meyerozyma guilliermondii ATCC 6260 is the source of this 726-nucleotide messenger RNA. RefSeq lists its product as uncharacterized. NCBI's taxonomy places the organism in Eukaryota, Fungi, Ascomycota, Pichiomycetes, Serinales, Debaryomycetaceae. The coding region runs from base 1 to 726 and encodes 241 amino acids. The transcript has a single exon. The record is from RefSeq and is a predicted model, not a curated record.
AUGUCCAUACAAACGGACCACAGCGAGUCGAGCUCUAGCGGUGUAGAUCCACAAGCAAAGAGUCCUCAGUAUAGCAACUUGCAAGGACGCUUUCAACCACAUCAAAUUGGGGGAGAUGGUCAAGGAGACGGCCAUGGAGAAGGCCGACCAGACGGGUCUGGUUCCGGUUCCGGUUCCGGUUCCGGUACUAAUUCUGGUCGUGGUUCUGGUUCGGGUUCGUCUAGUGGACCCGUUUCGGGAAGUAGUCACCAAAAGUCAUCGAUCCAAAGCUAUUUCGAACGACUUCAGGAAUCCAAAAAAAACCACAGUCCGCAAUCGAAACCUGCUCCAUAUAUGGAUAACAAAUCCGGUCCAAAUCAUCCAAACUUAGAAAAAUCUCCCGAGUUCAUUACAAAACCCCCACGGACUGAAAAGCUUCGUGAUAGCGAAGAAAGAAGGACUUCCCACGAACGCAUGUUUUAUGAAAAAGACAUCUUUCAUCUGCCUCCCAUCUCUAAAAGAUACCAUUCUUGGUACUAUUUUCUCCUAAUUAUGAUUGUGGGCCUUGUGGCUCCUCCAGUAUACUACUUGGUCACUUUGGGAGUCAUGGACCGAAGAAGAAGUCGCCACGGUCCACAACCAAGGUUUCUGCGUGGACAGAAACUUGUCAGUUUGGUCAUUGCAAUAGUAUGGAUAUUGGUUGUAUUGGCGAUGAUAGGAGUUGGAUUUGGGAUUGGAACGAGCUAG